Molecule: messenger RNA, 1427 nt
Organism: Erythranthe guttata (spotted monkey flower)
Lineage: Eukaryota; Viridiplantae; Streptophyta; Magnoliopsida; Lamiales; Phrymaceae
Source: RefSeq, a predicted model, not a curated record
UCAUGAAUGCAGUUAGAAUCAAACCUGAAAUGGCCCCGAAUGAUGUCGUGCUCAAUGUCAAAUUGUACUAUGGCAUUGACAUCAGCUAUUUUGUUGCUUGGAAGGCACUUGCUGCGGGGAAGCAUCAUGUGUUUGGUGACGCUACGACUUCGUACUCGUACUUGCCCUUGUAUUUUGAAGAGCUUGGGCGUAGCAAUCCGGGCAGCGUGUACCAUCUUGAUGUCGAUCCAGUAUCAAUGAAGUUUAAGAGGUGUUUUUUUGCUUUUGAAGGGAGUUUUUCAGGGUUUAAGGCAUGUCGACCUAUGCUGGCUCUUGAUGGGACCUUUUUGUCUGGAAAACACAGGGGAAUCCAUCUAAGUGCGUUGGGGAAAGACAGUGAAAACGGUUUGUUUCCAGUAGCUUUUGGAAUAGUGAACGAGGAGACUGACGACAACUGGGCGUAUUUUCUACGACAUUUAAAAACUGCUAUUGGAACAGAUCGCGUGCUCACAUUCUUAUCAGAUCGUAACCAUGGAAUUUUGCGCGGUGUGAAGGAAAUUUUCCCUGAUUGUGGACACAUAUUUUGCCUUGUCCACCUGCAGAACAACCUAUUGCACAAGUGUAGAGGCUGCCCGACUAAUUUUCGAGAGGGUAUUGUUGCUAAAUUCAAUGCUUGUGCGUAUGCACCCACGAAGAUUGAGUUCCAUCAGAAAUUGAAUGAGUUGAAAGAAUAUGGAGGCGCAAGGGUAGAUAAUUUCAUUGCUGACUUACCCUUUGUUAACUGGACAUGUUCGUAUUUUGUCGGAGAUCGGCAUAAUGAGAUGACCUCAAAUGCUGCUGAGUCGUGGAACUCGAAGAUCAAGGGUGCUCGUGAUUUUCCUAUCACAAAUUUUAUCGAUUAUAUCAGGGGUGAAGUCAUGAUAAAUAUUAGCAUUAGGGCUGAGGAAGGGGCGACGAUGACGACGGAGCUUAGCUCCAAAGUCCAUGAGCAGGUGGAUCAGUUGGUUCAAGAAGGUAGAGUAUGGGUAGCGAGGAAGUCGUCGGAUCAUAUGUUUGAGGUUCUGUGCGACCCAACUGCAGUUGUUGAUAUAAAAGAAAGGGUGUGUUCGUGUAGGAUGUGGCAGAUCACUGGAUUGCCUUGUGCUCAUGCUGCUUGUGUGUUGUUCAAUAAUUCUAAUGAGGGCUAUAAAUACGUUGACAAAUAUUAUCGCACCGAGUCAUACCGGGAGACUUACUCGCACCCUGUUGUGCCAUUUGUGCAGCCUACGAUUGACAAUAAUAUGCCGAUUGUUGGGCCCCCUGACCACCACGUUCGUAGAGGGAGGCCUAAGUCAAAAAGAAUACCAUCGAAGGGAGAGAAGAUCAAACGGAAGAUCAAGUGCAGUCGGUGCAACCGAAUUGGAUACCACAACAAGAAGACGUGUUUGAUGGCCAUUAUAGGGGGUUGA